Molecule: messenger RNA, 1683 nt
Organism: Cotesia congregata
Lineage: Eukaryota; Metazoa; Arthropoda; Insecta; Hymenoptera; Braconidae
Source: the annotation of a GenBank genome assembly
AUGAAAAAGUUUCAAUUAUAUUCACGUUCAUCACAAUAUAGAAUUCUGAAAAACAGCCAAGAGAGAGAUGAUAGUUCGUCCGAUGAAGAAGUUGAUCGCAUAAAUUCUAAAAGGGGACAACCCAGGGAAAUUAAUCAAAAUUGUCGACCGACCAGGUCAUUUAAUAACACCAAUUGCAAUAGAAGUGAUGAAAAUGAGAACGAUGAAAGUCUCAGUGAAGAAGAUGCCAAUAAUGUUUUACAUUCAAUAAAUGAUAAAAUAUAUUUAGAUGAUGAUAACAUUGAUCACGGAUUUGAGGAAGCUGAGAAUAUUAGAAAUAACCGUGAUAUUAAUGAUGAAGAAAUAUAUGAAACGGAUUCGGAUGACGAUUCUGAAAGCAGUCGAGAAUUUGAUGGCAGCUCUAGUUCUGAAGAGAGCAGUGCAAGUGAGAAUGACACUGAUUCUGAUGACGACAUGGAAAAUGGGUUGCCCAACAAUAACGAAAAUCUGGAUUCACCGUUGUACGAAAGUGCACCAUUAUCUUGUGGCGAAAGUAUUUUAUCAAUAUUAUUGCUAAUAAUACGUCAUAAAUUAAGUUCAGUGGUAUUGAAAGACAUUUUAAAAAUCAUUCGUAUUCAUUGCAGUCUACCUAAUUUGUGCAUAAAAUCAUUAUACAAAUUUAAAAAAAUAUUUAGUAGUAUUCCUGGCCAUCAAAAUCCUGUCAAAAUUCGUGGAAUGAUCAUCUGCGGCACAUGCGAUUUACCAGCAAAAGCUGGUUUCCUCAACAUGAAAGGUCAUCGAGGUAUCUAUGGUUGCUGCAAAUGCAAAAUUAAGAGUGAAAAAUUAGGUAAUUUUAGAAUAUUCCCUUACUCAAAUGCUUUACCUCUGAGAUCAUCUGCGAUAACUACUCAAGAAGGUCAACGAGCUUUUUUAAGUGGAAAACCCAUCGACGGAGUUAAAGGACCCACUACACUUUCAAAAAUUGCCUAUAAUUUUGUUGAGAAUACAGUAGUUGAUUCUAUGCACUGUAUUUACUUAGGAAUCACGAAGAAAUUGAUGAGUUUAUGGUUUGAUUCAAAAUACCACAGUGAAAAUUUUUCAAUGAGAGAUCAUAUUGCAGCUAUUGAUAAGAAAAUUAAAAGUAUCAAACCUCCAAAUUUUUCAGUUCGAUUGCCAAGAUCAGUCAGUGAUUUCAAGUAUUGGAAAGCAUCAGAACUUCAGUGCUGGCUUUUAUAUUACUCUGUAGCUGUUUUGGAUUCAAUUAUGUCAAAAGCUCAUUAUGAUCAUCAUAUGCUGCUAGUGCUCGGAGUAUCAUUAUUAAAUCAAUCGAGUGUUUCACAAGGUAUGAUUCAGUUAGCAUCAAAAGUACUAAAUGAAUAUGUAAGUAAAUUUGAAAACCUUUACGACCGCAAAUAUUUAACGUGUAAUUUACACCAGUUACUCCAUCUACCUGAUGACGUGAUGAAUUUUGGCCCGCUAUUUAUUACUUCUUGUUUCCCUUUUGAGAAUCUAAAUGGUAUUUUGAAAAGGUGCUAUUGCAAAGAUUCAUGUGAAAAUUGUGAAAAAAACUCUAGCUAUUAUGCGAUUAUUAAUGAAUGUACGGUCGAUAAUGCUGUUAUCAGUAAUGAGCAUCUCAACAUCGGUUCUAUUGGUAGGAGAUCUGACAAAGCCAUGAUUGCUGUAGAAAUUUCGAAACUAGAACUA